Messenger RNA from Leguminivora glycinivorella, 1509 nucleotides. Its product is annotated as venom serine carboxypeptidase-like. Bases 1 to 1413 code for a protein of 470 amino acids. The transcript has 3 exons. The record is from RefSeq and is a predicted model, not a curated record. Gene Ontology annotation, biological process: proteolysis. NCBI's taxonomy places the organism in Eukaryota, Metazoa, Arthropoda, Insecta, Lepidoptera, Tortricidae. Gene Ontology annotation, molecular function: serine-type carboxypeptidase activity.
AUGCAACAGCGCCAGUCAGUAGCACUGUUCAAGUGUUCAGUGUUCAACAAACUACUUAUGUUCCCGGAAAUGGAAGAAGAGAGAAGGGAGACGAGUAUUUACCCGACCACCGUGCCAAUGUUGAGUCUGCUGUUGGAAACUUUUGCUUGGGCAUCAUUGCUAUGUCUCCAAGACGUCACGGGAGCGCGCUUACUCGUGACGGACAACCCGGGGCCAGGAGAGCCUUUAUUCCUGACGCCGUAUAUCGAGCGCGGCGACAUCAAGGAAGCGAGGCGUCUAGCACGAGUUACGGUCAACGACAGCUUAAACGUAGAGAGCUACGCGGGCUUCUUCACAGUCAACAAGGCCUACGAUUCGAACCAAUUCUUCUGGUACUUCCCGAGUAUGUCCUCGGACAAAGAUAAAGCUCCCGUGCUCGUGUGGCUGCAAGGCGGCCCGGGAGGGUCAUCACUCAUCGGUUUAUUCUGCGAAAACGGACCCAUUAAAUUAGUGAACGGGCAAUUCGAGCGCAGGAAAUAUCACUGGGCUUUAAAUCAUCAUGUCAUUUAUAUUGACAACCCCGUAGGCGCAGGGUUCAGUUUCACCAAUAAUGAGAAAGGGUAUUGCACAGACGAGACACAGGUCGGUGAACAACUAUACUCCACUCUAACACAGUUCUUCCAACUGUUCCCAGAGCUGCAGAAAAAUGAUUUUUUCAUCACGGGUGAAUCGUACGCCGGAAAGUUUGUCCCGGCACUCGCUUACACUAUAAUGAAGAAAGAGUCCACGGCAAAACUUAAAGUAAACCUUAAAGGACUUGUUAUUGGUGGGGCUUGGAUAAAUCCUGAAAGUCAACAAAAUUGGGAUCAGUUCAACUGCAGCGACGUAAACGAACGUAAACAACUAUUCUCGGCGAAGGCUACAAUAAAAAGCCAUAAGAGAGAAAAAUGGUUCCAAGGGAAUGUUUGCGAAUUCCUUCCAGACCUAUCUAAUGCUACAAGGAAAGCUAUUCAUGUCGGGGACUUGUCAUAUUCUGAAUUUAAUAACCAUGUGUUCGAUAAAAUGUCCGACGAUUUCUGUGAAUCUAUGGCUCCCUGGUUGUCGGAAAUAGUAGAGGUCUAUCCGGUCACUCUUUACGGUGGUCAAAAUGACACUAUAGUACACUACGACGGUAUUGUAGACUUUUUGCGGAAUCAUUUCAAUUUCUCUGGCGCGGAUGAGUACAGGUCCGCGAAGCAGUACGAGUGGCGGGUGGGCGGCGCGCCGGCGGGCUGCGUGCGGCGCGCGCGGCGACUCACGGAGCUCCUGGUGCUAGACGCGGAGCACCUCGUGCCGCGAGACCAGCCCGAGCGCGCCUGGGACCUCAUCACGAGGGUCACGAGCGGGAAGGGAUUUGAGCAGGAAGAAAUCUGCUCAACGCCGACAGGAAUGUAGCUGAUGGUGAUGACUGAAACUGGUGCUGUGGUUAGUCUAGUGUCUACAUGUAUUUAGAGUUUGAAAAUAUAGGCUCUUCAAUGACAUCUUACAAUU